AUGGCCAUCAGGUGCCUUUGCUCCAGCCAGUCCUUAGCUCCCCCACUGCGUUUCUCUGCAUUUUUGGACCCCUUGCACAAGAUCUACCUCCGAUGGGACCAUGAUGAUGAAAAUGCCAUGGUAACUUUUGAGCUUCAAGUUCAGUCAACUGGAUGGGUGGCCUUUGGCUUCACCAUUGAUAAAGAGAUGACUGGGGCAGACCUUGUGAUUGGGGGAGUCCUUCCUGAUGGCACCACCUAUUUCUCGGACUGGCAUGCCGUGGAUGAGGAAACCAUCUUGGAGGAUGAAAGGCAAGACUACGAGUUGCUGUCAUUGAGCCAGGAUGCAACUUCCACCACGCUGGCAUUCAGGCGACAUUUUCGGACGUGUGAUGAACAUGACCAGGACAUCACGAAUGAUACACUACGCGUGGUUUCUGGUUAUGGAGCAGAUGACACCAUUGACUUCUUCACAGGAACUAUUAUCCACAAGUCGCUUUUCUUAAUGCUGCUGUCAACUGAAGAUGAGCUGCAUACUCCCAGUGUCUAUCACGUGUAUGAUCUCAAGCUAAAUGAUUUCCCCAUCCCAGUCGAUGAGACCACCUAUACCUGCACUUUCAUCCCCCUGCCCAUAGUCAAGACGAAACAUCAUAUCUACAAGUUUGAGCCUAUGAUCACACCCCGGAAUAUCACUGUGGUGCACCACAUCCUAGUUUACGCCUGUGGCAAUGGAAGCGUCCUGCCUCAAGGCAUCAGUGACUGCUAUGGAGCGGAUCCUGAUUUUGCCCUGUGCUCCCAAGUUCUUGUGGGCUGGGCUGUUGGAGGAAGGUCCUACAUGUUCCCAGAUGAAACAGGGAUCUCCAUUGGUACACCACGGGACCCCCAGUGGAUCCGGCUGGAAAUCCACUACAGCAAUUUUGACUUAAUUCCAGACUUAAUUGACAACUCAGGGAUACGACUCUACUAUACCCCAGAGCUGCGUCCUUAUGACAUGGGGGUGCUGCAGACGGGAAUCUUCACCUUUCCAAUCCAUUUCAUCCCCCCCGAAGCAGAUUCUUUCAGGUCCUAUGGCAUCUGCAACACCAGUCUUUUUGAAGAGAUGAAUGGGGCUCCAGUGCCUGAUAUGCAUGUCUUUGGUUACCUGCUGCACACCCACUUGGCUGGAAGGGGAGUGAGAGGUGUCCAGUACCGGAAUGGAAAGCAGCUAAGAAUCCUCUGUGAAGACAAUAAGUAUGAUUUCACCCUCCAGGAGACAAGAACCUUGAAAAAGGUCAUCAUUUUGAAACCUGGAGAUGAAUUCCUGGUGGAAUGUCUCUAUCAGACCCUAGAUCGGACAGAGUUGACCUUUGGAGGGCCAAGCACCCUGAAUGAAAUGUGCCUGGUAUUCCUCUUCUACUAUCCUCGCAACUUCAUCUCCAGCUGCCAAGGAUACCCAGACAUUCAAUAUGUUGCUCAACAACUUGGCCAGGAGGCUGCAGAUGCAACGGAAGGAAUGAUGGCCAUUAACCUGGUGGAAUGGGACAAGGAGACCGUCCAGAAGGCAGAGAAGGCAUGCAAAGAGGCAGACCAGAUUAUGUUAGUCAAAACCAUUGAUGAACUGGUGAAAAACGAAACAAGCUUCAUUCGAGAUAUUGUUGAUACCACACCAGGACCCUGCAAGGACAUUUCCAAAUCCAGGGCUGUGCCUCGGCCAAAGCGGCAAGCCGAGAUCCAGGCAGCUACAAUGGAAAAUGUGCAAGAGAAAACACUGACAGUGAGGAUGGUGUGGCGUGAGGCCAGCACUGACAUCUGA
Varanus komodoensis (Komodo dragon) is the source of this 1770-nucleotide messenger RNA. Its product is annotated as putative DBH-like monooxygenase protein 2. The transcript has 14 exons. Gene Ontology annotation, cellular component: secretory granule membrane. Gene Ontology annotation, biological process: dopamine catabolic process; norepinephrine biosynthetic process; octopamine biosynthetic process. NCBI's taxonomy places the organism in Eukaryota, Metazoa, Chordata, Lepidosauria, Squamata, Varanidae. Gene Ontology annotation, molecular function: copper ion binding; dopamine beta-monooxygenase activity. The coding region runs from base 1 to 1770 and encodes 589 amino acids. The record is from RefSeq and is a predicted model, not a curated record.